CAUUCGCCGAAGUCACUGGGUCAAGUCUCUCGCGCACAUGGCGUGGGCCGAACAGGUAUUAUUCAUUAUAAUAAUAUGGUGCUUACACCCAUCGGGGCAGACUUGCAUAACGUCGACGACGAGACGUCGAAAGCGUUAAAAGACAGCCGCAGAACGCGCGGAACGAAGAGUCGACUUGGUGCCACGCUGCCGAGCAGUUGUCGAUGCGGUUGUACAAGCAGGUAUCUACCGGUGCGGUAUAAUAAUUGUUGAGCGGUAACCCACCGGUCAGCGUGCAAAUAUCACUUGGAGUGAAAAAAGUCCGAGAGUCAAAUUUUAGUUUUACUUUUGCGAGCGCUAAGAAUGUCUACCGACCCGUCUUCGACCGCCUUAGUCCGUACUUGCAGCAGUUGCUGUUGACCGCACGAAACUGUUAUUUAAUACAGCAGGUGAAUCUUUAAUAACGGAUCGAUUCUGCCGCCCAAAGAUGAUGAGAAACGCGUGUCUGUUGGCCGCCUUUUGGUUGGCCACGUGUACGAUGGUCAUCGUUGGCCAUGUUGCCGCAGUGGAGUUCGAUGAUCAGAGGCAACUUUCGCCGUACGGAGAUGACUAUUCUUAUUACGGCGGUCCCGGUGUGGCGGCGCCAGAGAGAGAGGAAGAGUCGGCGCGCACCCAUCACGCAAAGCACAAAUUGAAGAAGCUCAAGCUCAAGAAGCGACUGUUGCUGCAGUGCCUGUUGGGGCACGGUCGGCGGCGCCGCGACACGUCCGAGGCUUCCGGUCGCUUCUUUCUUCCGGUCGUAUUGCAGAGCACCAACGUUAACGUGGGUUCCGGCGGCGGCGGAUACGGCGGCCAUCAGCAGCAACAGUCGCACCACAGCGGAUGCAUGCAAAUGUUCGGCGAUGACAACAAUCACGGACCACUGAGCUCGCCGCCGUUGUUGGGCUCGUUGGGUUCGUUGGGCUCGCCGUUAGGCUCACUGGGCUCUGCGCUCGGUUCGCUAGGGCCGGCUCCGGUGACGGAAGAGCCUGAAGAGGGCGGCAACCGCAACUACGCUGCCAACUGGAACAGAUAUGCUAGACAGUUCCGCCGCAACUUUGUCAGGCCGCUGUACCGCCUGUUCUAGGGACUCACAUAGUAUAAUCGUUUCGGCGCGCUGUGAUUCGAUUCGGUCGCGUCAUUAUUACAUCUGUAGGAAUCAAGAACAAGCGAAACUAAUUCAGGCUUGAUUAUAUAGUAAUUAUUGAAUAUGCUAUACAUAAAGCCAGUCCAAUGAAAUUUGACAUAUUUUAUAAGAAAAUAAGAAAUAUCCCAAAGGCUAAGGUACUCGCGGCAGUGGACUUAACAAUAUAAUGUGUUGCCCAGUUGAAACAAAAUGAUUAUCAUUUAUUUACCCACACAUAUUCUUUUGGUGUACACCCAACCGCUAAAUAUGUACUUUAAAAUUUUAAAGUUGUUGUGAUCGAGCCACUGUCCACUACCGCAGGGGUGUAACUGGAAAGUUCUUAAAUUAAAACAUUCUCUGGAUUCCCGUCAUUCAACCCUCUUUUAUUUUCUAUGUAUGAUACUAUAAUAGAUGACGUUACCAAAUAAUAAAUAUACAUUUUUAUCUUCAAACCACCCAUAAGUAUAUCGCUCUACAACCCUACUUCUUGCCUCAUCGACAUAACUGUUUGAGGCUGUAAUAUGGAAAACUGUUUAGUAGUGUAAAUUAGGGAAAAUGUAGGACAAGGCCCGGUGACUAUAACAAUAUAAGCCGAAUUUACGUCAAUGGCGAGUGAUCAAUCGACCUUUUGGGAAACAAUAAAUAGAGAUACCUAAAAAAACUAACUUAAACUACUGCCUACGACCAUUUUCCUAUUUUAUAAUAAUAGAGCUUAAAAGGUACACCUGAUUGCGCGUCUAAAGCAUCAUGUAUAAUAAUAUAUUGGUCACCGACAUCAACAGUUUUCUAUUAAUUUUUAGGUAAAUCCUAGAAUCAACCCUUUUGAUUUAUUGGACAUUUUAUUAACUCUUUAUCCGUGCAUGUAAGAAAUUUAGGUACCCAGCCAGCUUAUCGGGCACCUAUAGGCUUUACCCUACAAUAACUUCCCUGGAACCCACCCAAACGUCUAAAAUAGAACUGGUGCCAUGGCUAUAGCAUUACAGGAAUUAGUAAAUAAUCUCCAUACUAAUGGGUUAUCCCAGUUGUGAAAGUCCCUUUGAUGUGUUUUUCUGUAUAGUUCAUGUAACCUGAAUCAUUGUAAAAAAAUUAGCUGCUUAGUUAGUACUUGCCAUUGUACAUACUAGUAUAGAAUAUAGAUCGUACUUUUUUCAAAAAUAAAGUUUUUAACAUUUUUUUUUUUUAAUGUAUUUGUACAAUUAAAAUAUUAGAUGAUCGACGAUCGUGAUUAUUCUUAAGUUGUAGUAGUAAGUAGUAAAUAAUUAUUUACCUACACGUAAUAAAUAGUUAUAUUUAGUACAAAAAUUAAAAAAUGUUGAGAGUUUAAGACAACAUAGAUCUAGGUAAUAAACUAAUAACUAUUAAGUAAUUCUCAAAUCCCUAAGGUGUGCAAGUUAUAAGGAUAUAAAUUAAGUUAAGUUCAGUUCAGUUAAACAAGGUACAAAUUAAAAGUUAACAAAUAAUAUAUUUAAUUAUGAAAGUUUAAAGUUAACGGAGAAAAAAGGAAUAACUCAGUAAAAAAAGUUAGAAGCCAAUUUUUUUUCAUUAUCAUCUGGAGUCACACAUUGUGAUUGACAAUAAUUAGGUAUAUAACUUUCAAUUUUUUUUUCAAACAAUGUUGUUGAAAAAUAUUUUUGCAUACCUAUUCAAUUUAGGACAGUUAGGUUAAGUAAUUUAGUUAUUAGAAAACUAACUAACUAGUAAAUUACCACCUUCAUUAGUUUUAACAGGAGGUAUUAAUUUAAUAAAUCGUGCAUUAAUCUACAGAGUAUUAAAACGUAUUAUGCAAUUGAUUGUAAAGAAAAUAAUAAGGUAGGUAUGUAUUUAUUUUAAAAUUGAAUUGUAAUUCAAUUUGAGAUAGUGAAAUUGUUAAUAUUUUUGAUUUAUUUAUUUAACUAAACUGUUUUAUAAUUAUGGACAAUAUAUUAUGCUGAAGUAUGGAUGAAUGUAUGUAUGUAUGAACUACAUUUUAUGGUUUAUUUUCGAGUACCAUUUCGUACUUUUCAACUUUAUUUUCAGAUUUUUUGUCAAGUUUAUUUGUCAGGUUGUUUAUAAUUAUUCUGAAGUAGCGUUACCAGAAGUCCCCUUCACUCAAGCUGUCAAACCCGGUAAAAUUCUUAUACACAUUACUUAUCGUAUUUUUUUUUGUAUACAGAUUGUAAAUAUUCUUUUAGAUAAUAAAGAAAAAAAAAGUAUAAUUAUUGUCAA
Messenger RNA from Myzus persicae (green peach aphid), 3349 nucleotides. RefSeq lists its product as uncharacterized. The coding region runs from base 467 to 1105 and encodes 212 amino acids. The transcript has 2 exons. Lineage: Eukaryota; Metazoa; Arthropoda; Insecta; Hemiptera; Aphididae. The record is from RefSeq and is a predicted model, not a curated record.